CUCCUCGAUCUGAGCCGCAGUCUGCCCUUUGGGACGGCCGGCAGGUUGGCGGACCUGAAGUACUUCCGGUUCGAGCGAGGCUCGAGGAGCGAGGAAACGACAAAUUUGAGAAAUGAGAUGCACCCAAUUAAGAGAAAUUAGAUGUACGCGUAGACGCCGCAUCGAGCGCUGAAUCAUACGUCGACGUCGCUCCCAUAUUGGAUGAGGCAAGAGGGAAUGUGUUAACUGCGAACAAGUCAGAGCCACUGACAUCUAAGAUGACAUCCAAGAAAGUGGUCGAGUUGUUCUACGAUGUGGUUUCUCCUUACUCCUGGCUUGGCUUUGAGGUCAUGUGCCGCUACAGAAACGUGUGGAAUAUAGAUCUCAAACUGCGCCCUGCUUUUCUGGGCGGCAUCAUGCAAGGAUCAGGCAACAAACCCCCUGGUCUGGUUCCAAACAAAUUUAUGUACAUGUCCAAGGACCUGAGACGCUUAUCAGGGUAUUUUGGUGUUCCCUUGCAGCUUCCAUCUGACCCCUUUGAGGUCAUGUUCAAAAAAGGCUCCUUGUCUGCAAUGCGAUUUGUGGCAGCAAUACAAGAGAGAGAGAAGGGUGGAGACCAGCAGGUGGAGAAGGUGUCCCGGGAGCUGUGGAGAAGGAUCUGGAGUGAGGACAAAGACAUCACUGAGCCUAAAUCAUUGUCUGAGGCAGGGAGGAAAGCAGGAUUGUCUGACAACGAGAUUGAAGAAGCACUGGUGCUGUCCACCUCAAAGGAGAUCAAAGACAAGCUGAAAAGCACAACGCAGUUUGCACUUGAUAAUGGGGCCUUCGGCUUCCCCAUGCUGGUGUGUCAUGUAGAUGGAAAGCCCGAGAUGUUUUUUGGCUCUGACAGAUUUGAGCUCAUGGCCCACUGCAUUGGAGAGAAGUGGGUGGGACCUCAGCCUAACACAUCAGCCAGACUGUGAGAGAAGAAGCUGAUUCGGUGUACUCACAGAUUUUUGAAUUUGUAGGUCAUUUUCCCCGAUUCUUGAAAAUGAAAUUUCGAUGCUGUGCCUUCUGGAAAUAAACCAGUAGCUGCAUAGACCUCAACGACGAAGAGUAGUGUAAAUAAUGUAACAUGCAAUUGUAGUGUUAAUUAUGUGCCUAUUAAAAGGAACACUGGCACCUUCUAGAUGAGAAAGAUCUUUUCUAUUGAACUAAUAUUUUGAUUUUUGCAUCCUAAUGUUAUGCUCUAUGGAUGGUGGGAUAAUCAGUCCACCGCUUUGGUCCAAAUAGAAAUAUCUAAUAAAACUUCAACAUUUGUGGUCCGAACAGGAUGAAUUGUACUGAUUUUGAUGAUCCCCUGACUGCUCCUCUAGUGCCACCAUGAGGUUGACUUCAGUGGUUUUGAGGGAAAUGUUUCCCUAACAAUAGCCAAGACAUUUAGUGCAGACUGUCAUGCUCCCCUUGGGAUGAAUUCCAGUGAUUGUUACGCCUUUAAAGUUUUCAUCUAGCGCCACCAUCAAAAUUUCAGUUAUUCUGACAAUUAAUUGGAACUAAAACAUGCUAAUAACAUCCCCAUCAUCCUCUGGUGCACUGUGUUAAGUGCUAAUAGCAAAUGCAAUAUGCUAACCUAAGGAGACUAAG
This is a messenger RNA of Chelmon rostratus (copperband butterflyfish), 1602 nucleotides long. Its product is annotated as glutathione S-transferase kappa 1-like. Gene Ontology annotation, molecular function: glutathione transferase activity; glutathione peroxidase activity. Gene Ontology annotation, cellular component: peroxisome; mitochondrion. Lineage: Eukaryota; Metazoa; Chordata; Actinopteri; Chaetodontiformes; Chaetodontidae. Gene Ontology annotation, biological process: glutathione metabolic process. The transcript is spliced from 8 exons. The coding region runs from base 258 to 941 and encodes 227 amino acids. The record is from RefSeq and is a predicted model, not a curated record.